UUUUGUUUUAUUCCUUAAAUUUUUUUAAUUGAGUCCCCUCAGCUCAGCCCUUUCUGCUAAGAACAGAAAGUGGUAGUGUCUACUUUUUUCAGAGUUGCACUGAGCUUCUCACCCCAACUUAGAAAAGUCUUUUUGGAAAUAUUGGACUGGAAUAAGUCACCGUCCAUAUGAGGCAAUCGGGUUUUCUCAACCAAACUUUUUGUAUUUUUCUAAAUCAUAGUACUCAAAAACUUCUUUUGAUUACUUUUUAUGUUUUAUACAUCUUUUUGUUUUUCAGUAUAGUAUGCACAUUAUAUUUUUCCUUUCCCUUUUAUCACUUAGUCUCACUGUCCUUUACUGUACGCUGACUUUUUAUCAGAGAUCAGCCCCUUCCCUUUCAGGAAGAAAGGCUGUUUGUAAAUUCACACAGCUGAUUCGACCCUGGCCCUGCAUUUUCAUAUGUUUUACCUUGGAGGGAGAAUGCUGGCUCGGUCUUAAAAAGUAAAUAUGAACUGAUGAGAAGCUAGUUUAUAUUUGAAGUGCAAAAGAUAAGAUGGUUUCUAACCUAGCCACUAUACUCCUGUAUUAUGUAUAUUAGGGUUUCAAUGACAGCGCAUUUUGCUGUCGGUACAGGUUCAGUGUGGGUUUUUUGCCCCCCUUCAGGAGUUGCAACUUCCAUUUGUCUCAACAGAUUUUAAAGGGGGUACCUUUUUAUGUUGGGUCAAAUCUGGAGCUAUGGAGUUGUCUUUCAGGUUACAGGCCAUCUUAUUUUGUGCUAGAGGGGGGUACAGGAGUGUGGAGGAGCAUCAGGGAGUCACAAGCUCCCCAGCUCUGUUACUUCACACACCCCCCCGCGCGCUUGCUGAGGAAUGGUGGAGUAUGCGCGCUCAGAGCUGUCUUCCUGACCAUUUAACUUCAGCUCAAGCACACACUCAUCGUACUAUUAUACACACAUGCAUCAGUUCUUUGACUGUGAUUUGGAAUGAAUAUUCUAUGCAGAGGUUUAUCCUUCUGAUAUCCACUGCUCUUGCAUUGCACACUUGACUGUGGGGCUUCAGGACACCUCACUACUUUAGUUUCUUUUAAAAUGAUGGCAGUCGUGUCAGGCAGACAGCUCGCUAUCUGUACUCCACCGCAUGCGUCAGAUGCUGGGUUAGAAAGACAGAAGCACGCGCAGCAACAGCGAUGACCUCUUUAUUUCAGAACUGUGGAGGCUUCUAGAUACAAGUAAUUAAACCACAGACUUCUUUUCCCCUACUCAUUGGCCAGGAUCCAAGAAAGCAAGCCAGGAUAAAGAAAUCAAAGUUUUUUAAAAAUAUUUCAUGGAAAUGUUAAAAGAAUCAAAAGACAAGUAAUGAUUUAAUAUUUCUUCCCUUUUCCUUCAAAUAUGUAAUAAUAUUCCCAAAGAAAUGGGAUCAGUUCAUUUGGGCAAGAUCAAGCCAGUAAUUGUCCUCCUGUAGUUUGAUUUGAAACCUGAAUUGAAGGACAACUGGAAGUCUUAACGUAUGUGACUGAUACUGUGCACAUCAAAGCCUUUCUUCCCUCCCAGUUAGCCUGUAAACAUUCCUUUUGUUUUCAUUGCUAUAAACAUUCAUUGCAUGAUUGAAAACUAGGAAUAGUAUUAUAGUUGUUAUGUUUGUUGUGAUUUGGUGUUUUAUUUCCAUAUUAAAAGAAGAAUGAAUUGUUUGAGAAACCUUUACUAACGAUCUUGUUUUCUGAUUUUGUCUCUUUUGGUUUUUCCACAACUGAUAUUGUUAUUUAGAAGGUUUCAGGUGGGUGACACUAUUCCUGCGUAGGUGCCUGGCGGAAAGGAACACUAGGGCAGCCUCAGUCCUCUCCUCUUCUUCCAGCCAGCAGCGACCAGCACUCUGACAAAGUCCAAAAAUAUGGCUUGUUACCUGAAAGCCAUCGAGACUCAGCCCAACUUUGCUGUAGCAUGGAGCAAUUUAGGUUGUGUAUUCAAUGCCCAGGGAGAAAUAUGGCUUGCCAUACACCAUUUCGAAAAGGCUGUGACUCUGGACCCAAAUUUUCUUGACGCAUAUAUCAAUUUAGGCAAUGUUUUGAAAGAAGCCCGCAUCUUUGACAGAGCCGUGGCUGGAUACCUCAGAGCCCUGAGUCUGAGUCCUAACCAUGCAGUUGUCCAUGGAAAUCUGGCCUGUGUCUACUAUGAGCAGGGCCUGAUUGACCUGGCCAUUGAUACCUACCGCCGUGCUAUUGAAUUGCAGCCCCAUUUCCCUGAUGCCUACUGCAAUUUAGCAAAUGCCUUGAAGGAAAAGGGCAAUGUUUCUGAAGCAGAGGAAUGCUACAAUACAGCUUUGCGUUUGUGUCCAACUCACGCUGACUCUCUGAAUAACUUGGCCAAUAUCAAGCGUGAGCAGGGCAAUAUUGAGGAGGCAGUUCAGCUCUAUAGAAAAGCCCUGGAGGUGUUCCCAGAAUUUGCUGCAGCUCACUCUAAUCUGGCCAGUGUCCUGCAGCAGCAGGGCAAACUCCAGGAGGCCCUCAUGCACUACAAGGAGGCGAUAAGAAUCAGCCCAACAUUUGCUGAUGCCUAUUCCAACAUGGGCAAUACGCUGAAGGAAAUGCAAGAUGUGCAGGGAGCGCUGCAGUGCUACACUCGGGCCAUCCAGAUCAAUCCAGCCUUUGCUGACGCUCACAGCAAUUUGGCCUCUAUUCAUAAGGAUUCAGGAAACAUUCCCGAGGCCAUCGCAUCUUAUCGCACAGCUUUGAAACUCAAGCCUGACUUCCCUGAUGCUUACUGCAAUUUGGCGCACUGUCUACAAAUUGUUUGCGACUGGACAGAUUAUGAUGAGCGAAUGAAAAAACUUGUUAGCAUUGUGGCCGACCAACUGGAUAAAAACCGUUUGCCAUCAGUCCACCCACACCACAGCAUGCUGUAUCCACUUUCACACAAUUUCCGCAAGGCCAUCGCUGAACGACAUGGAAACCUAUGUCUGGACAAGGUACACGCACUGAUCAAAAUUAACGCACUGCACAAACCUGCUUACGAGCAUCCCAAGGAUUUGAAGGCCAGUAGUGGACGUCUGCGUGUUGGCUAUGUCAGCUCUGACUUUGGCAACCAUCCGACUUCACACUUAAUGCAGUCCAUUCCUGGAAUGCACAAUCCUGAGAAAUUUGAGGUGUUUUGCUAUGCACUCAGUCCUGACGACAGCACCAACUUCCGUGUGAAAGUAGUGGCAGAAGCUCAUCAUUUCACAGACCUCUCACAGAUCCCUUGCAAUGGCAAGGCUGCAGAUCGUAUUCAUCAGGAUGGAGUCCACAUUCUGGUCAACAUGAACGGAUACACCAAGGGAGCCCGAAAUGAGCUGUUUGCCCUUCGCCCCGCCCCAAUUCAGGCCAUGUGGCUGGGUUACCCGGGAACCAGUGGAGCUCCCUUCAUGGACUAUAUCGUCAGUGACAAGGAGACAUCUCCUAUAGAAGUAGCAGAACAGUACUCUGAGAAACUCGCCUACAUGCCCCACACCUUCUUCAUUGGAGACCAUGCCAACAUGUUCCCUCACCUCAAGAAAAAGGCAGUGAUUGAUUUCAAGUCAAAUGGACACAUCUUUGACAACCGCAUUGUUCUUAAUGGUAUUGACCUGAAAGCCUUCUUGGACAGCCUGCCAGAUGUCAAAGUGAUAAAGAUGAAGUGUGACAUCAACCAGGAAGCUACAAGUGACACAAAUGGAGCCCUGUCCAUGCCUGUGAUUCCCAUGAACACAGCAGCUGAAGCCAUCAUCAACAUGAUCAAUCAAGGGCAAAUCCAGGUCACAAUCAAUGGCUUCACAGUCAGCAAUGGCCUGGCCACCACACAGAUCAAUAACAAAGCUGCAACUGGGGAGGAGGUGCCACGCACAAUUGUUGUGACAACCCGCUCCCAGUAUGGUCUCCCUGAGGACUCGAUUGUCUACUGCAACUUCAACCAGCUCUACAAGAUCGACCCGCCUACUCUUCAGAUGUGGGCCAAUAUCUUGAAACGUGUGCCCAACAGCGUGUUAUGGCUUCUUCGCUUCCCUGCUGUUGGCGAGCCCAACAUCCAGCAGUACGCCCAGAACUUGGGUCUGCCCGGCUCUCGAAUCAUUUUCUCGCCCGUGGCUCCCAAAGAGGAGCAUGUGAGAAGAGGCCAGCUGGCUGAUGUGUGUCUAGACACCCCUCUGUGCAACGGACACACUACAGGCAUGGAUGUUCUUUGGGCUGGAACUCCCAUGGUAACCAUGCCAGGUGAGACCCUUGCCUCCCGUGUGGCUGCCUCGCAACUCAGGUGUCUUGGCUGCCCUGAGCUCAUUGCCCUAAGUCGUCAGGACUACGAAGAUAUAGCAGUCAAGCUGGGUUCCGACAUGGAGUACCUGAAGAUGAUCAGAGCGCGCGUUUGGAAACAGAGAAUCUGCAGCCCUCUUUUCAACACCAAGCAGUACACAAUGGAGCUGGAGAAGCUGUAUCUGCUCAUGUGGGAGCACCACAGCAACGGCAGCAAGCCAGAUCAUCUUGUUAAAUACCAGACAGUGGAGCCCAGUGAGAGUGCCUGAACUGGAAGCAUGCUUCUCCACUACAUCCCAGCCGUUUAACUAAUUUUGACUGGUCAGGUUCCUACCCUCUCCCUGAAUCAGCGUCUACCAUCUAUGUAGUGGGACUCUUACUUGCAAGGAGCCUAGUGCAUAUGUUCACAUUUGUCCCUGAAUACGUUACUCGUUGAAUAACACAAUCUGCGUCUCCUGAGCCAGAUUUAGCCUGAGACUUUCAGGCAUCCUGUCUGAGACUCUUGUCCUGAAAACACUCUAUAUCUAUUUGGUGAGCAUGAGGAUUGUGAAUGCCCUUCAGUACUUUGAACAGUGGAAUUUCUGUUUCUCCUCUGUGUGCAUACAGGACUAACUGCAGCUUGUGGAGAGAAUACCCAGCCAUCAUUACCCAUUGAUCUAUUUAUAAAUGGAUUAAGAGUGUUGUGCAUUUUAAAAUGAAACUUGCACCGUUAAAAUUGUACUGACUCAAGUUUAAUUAGCUUUAAUGUUACAAAACAAAUUGUGUUUGUUCUCUGGUUUGUCUUAAGUUGUCCAAAGUAAAUGAAAGGUUUUAUGAACUGGUAUACAUGACAAUUGUCCUUAACUAAAUGCCAACUUUUAUUCAUUUUGUCAAAGAAUUUUAAUAGGCCGAGGUCAGAAGAUUGGACAAAGGAAUUCAAUUCGUCAUAAAGUACAAAUUAUUCCAGUUCAUUUCUAAUUUCGGGGCUGUUGAUGAAUAGCUUUUCUGUUUGUUUUCCUUUUUCUUAAAUGACACAAACCAGGAGCGUGCUAGGUAAGUAUUUUCUAAGCAGCUUUUGUUUUGUAUUGUCUGUUAACUGUAUGCUGUCAGUGCUGCUGCAAGUCUCUACUUAUAAUAAAACAUGGAGAUGACAAAAACAGAAUGGCUUUACUCUACUAGUGAGACAUUGAAAAGGUGGGCUCUUAGCCUUUUGUAACCUUUUAUUGUGAAAGUCAACUAAAUUGGUAUAUGUGAUUGAAAUUGAGUGAUGUUAGCAGUAAUUUCAUUGUAAGAAACAGUCUAAUUGCCCAUCUUCUGGUUAUGUUAUUGCUUUUUUUUUCUUUUUCUGAAGACACAAUUUCCUCAAGUAUCCCAUGACAUGUAUUGCUUUUGUUCAAGAAUGUUUAUUUCCAAUCUUGGCACAAAGUAGUACAAGAUUGUAUUGAAUGAACAAAUUAUCCCUGAUA
Molecule: messenger RNA, 5678 nt
Organism: Cololabis saira (Pacific saury)
Lineage: Eukaryota; Metazoa; Chordata; Actinopteri; Beloniformes; Belonidae
Gene: ogt.1
Product: O-linked N-acetylglucosamine (GlcNAc) transferase, tandem duplicate 1
Exons: 19
Coding region: 1866-4502 (878 amino acids)
Biological process (GO): protein O-linked glycosylation
Molecular function (GO): protein N-acetylglucosaminyltransferase activity; protein binding
Source: RefSeq, a predicted model, not a curated record